Messenger RNA from Desarmillaria tabescens, 1541 nucleotides. RefSeq names its product BRO1-like domain-containing protein. Gene Ontology annotation, cellular component: plasma membrane. The coding region runs from base 17 to 1420 and encodes 467 amino acids. The transcript has 5 exons. Lineage: Eukaryota; Fungi; Basidiomycota; Agaricomycetes; Agaricales; Physalacriaceae. The record is from RefSeq and is a predicted model, not a curated record. Gene Ontology annotation, biological process: cellular response to pH.
CCUAUUCCGUACGCCCAUGACGACCUUUCUGUAUGAAUUACCGACAACAGGCGCUAUUUCAUUCGCCGAUUUUUGCGUAGACCGCAGCCUUGGAAAGGUAUACACGACUCAUAUCGCGAAUGCGACGCAGAGCCGAGCUAAUCUUCGCGGCGCAUUGAAAGAAAACAAGCGUACUGACGGCGAAAAGGACUACUUGAAGAUAGUAAAGAUUCUCGACGAAUAUAUACCUCAACUCUGUUCAAUAAUUAGUUGCACAGCACACGACGAAAUAAGCCUGCAGCUUGAGCCAGUAUUCAGCUGGCGAAGUACACUCUCUGCACACGUAUUCAACUCAUCGCCUCGCGUAUCUCUGCCGUCCUUGCACGCCGAAUAUGCCUAUACACUGUUGACCUAUGCAUUUGCUUUGUCAAAUAUGGCUAGGUCUAUUGUUGCAUCACUAGGGCCAUAUGAGCAUGAUCGCGCCAUAUCGGAUGUUGAAAGGAGGUCAAAGGAUGAGAAGCUGAAUCAUGCCAUUACCUUCCUCUGCAGAGCCAGCGGUAUAUUUUCGUUCAUCAGCGAAACAGUACUCCCUGAAUGGAGAGAUAGCCGCGAUAGCGGUCUUUCAGGCCUCAGGCUCCCACCAGAUUUAAGCACCGAAGUCAACGGCGCGUUAUCCAAAUUAGCCCUAGCAGACGCUCAAAGUCUUGCCAUUCGCAAACUCCUUUCUAAGUCCGCAUAUGACAGUAAUGUUACCCCAGGACCACCCCUUCCGAAGUCUCACCCGUCUCCGGCUCUCAUAGCCAAACUCCACUUGGAAUGUGGGUCGCUGUACUCGUCCACCCGGUCACUAGCCAAGACUCCUGGUUCCACGGGUGAUUCUGGGGAGGUCUCCGUGGUUCUGCGUCGAUAUCUUGCUGAUGAAUACGCCUUUCACUCUGCCCUAGCACAUAAAUGGCUUGGCGUGGACGCAGGCGAGUUUGGUGGCACAGCCAAGGGUGGAGAUGCUGUGGGGUUUCUGACCUGGGCAAAGAAGGAGCUAGAGGACCUGAAAGACGGCGGCAAAGGUAUUGGAAUCACGCGGGGCGAGAAGGAGAAGACCAGCCGUACCUUAAGGAAAGGAAAAGUUGCGGAAGAACUAGAGAGUGUCAACAUUUGGCUGAAGAAUUACAAGAAAGCAAACGACACGCUGCAUUUCCAACCGGUACCUCCUCAGGCAGAUCUACAAGCACGUAUACCUGCUGGCCGAUUGGCUGUUGCGGCGAAAGCGUACACACAGCCUUCGCCUAUUUUUGGGCCGGGUUCUACGGAAUUUAUUCAACAGCGGACCGAGGAACUCGACUUGAGCUUGGACGAGAAGUCUUUGGGACCCGUGGGUGACAGCUUGGCAGAGGCGUCUACCGCAACAAGCCCAACAUAUGCAGGUGCCGGAUCCUACUUCUAAAUAAUAGGCUCCAUGCUGAAUACGGUAGAGUCUAAUGUAUCACAUAUCUGUACGAGUUUUCGUGUGUAGAAUUUAGGAAAUCUGUAAGAUUCGUUGAAAUGUAUUGUUUGUAAAUCACGGC